AAUCUUGGAGAUUUUAAAGAGCAACUGCUCAGCAAGAAUAAACCAGAAUUUAAACAGAAAGACUUGCUAGAAAAAAUAGAUCAAUCAACAGCAGAUUAUUUCAAGAGUGAAGCCCUACCUAUUCAGGAUUUCUUUCAAAAAAGGCUGACGACACAGACAGAAAUUGGCCAAACAAAGCACCUUAAAAACAUGGGAAGUUAUAGGGAAGAACUGGGACACAUGGAGUUAACAUACCUUGGGAGCAAAACAGUCAUGACUACUGCUAGAAUUACAGCACUUUCAUCUAUCUUGCAAAAGGCAGAAGAAGUUUUAAAAGUCACUAAGGAGAACAAGGUGAAGAAAGAGAAGAGUGAGUUAAGUUUUUGUGCGACUAGAUGCCAGGAACAGUUAUGCAUUCUCCAAAGUAGGAUAAACGAAAAGACCCAAUUGCCUGUGCCCUUGCUUCAAAGCAUGGCCCACCUUGUUCAUUUGCCUAAAAUAAAUGGAGAACUAGACUUGGAAAACAUGAGACUUGAGUAUCUUGAACAUGUACAAGAGGAAGCUAUUGACCAGUUAUUGGGCCAGCUCAGCCACUUUGAGGUGCUGAAACUCUUGCUGAUGUUGAGAAGAAUCUGCAAUGGACUGGAACUAAGCUAGAGGGACUGAUGAUUGUCCUGAAAGAAUC
This is a messenger RNA of Protobothrops mucrosquamatus (brown spotted pit viper), 664 nucleotides long. RefSeq lists its product as uncharacterized. NCBI's taxonomy places the organism in Eukaryota, Metazoa, Chordata, Lepidosauria, Squamata, Viperidae. The record is from RefSeq and is a predicted model, not a curated record. The transcript has a single exon. Gene Ontology annotation, biological process: centrosome cycle; spindle assembly. Gene Ontology annotation, cellular component: mitotic spindle; HAUS complex; centrosome. The annotation marks the transcript as partial.